Messenger RNA from Hyaloscypha bicolor E, 240 nucleotides. RefSeq lists its product as uncharacterized. Lineage: Eukaryota; Fungi; Ascomycota; Leotiomycetes; Helotiales; Hyaloscyphaceae. The record is from RefSeq and is a predicted model, not a curated record. The transcript has a single exon. The annotation marks the transcript as partial.
CCACGCCUCCAUGAGGCUGGUAGUGAAAUCUUCGAAUGUUCUGCACUGAGUCAUUGUUGGGGAACUUCGCCAAUAGUGACAACCGCUACCGCAAAACUCUCAGAUCGGAGGACAGCCAUCCCCUGGGACAUUCUAUCAAAUACAUUCAAUAAAGCAAUAAUUGUGACUCACGAGCUCAGAAUGCGGUACAUCUGGGUCGGCUCACUCUGCAUAUUACAAGAUGACAUAAUGGACUCGGAA